Molecule: messenger RNA, 1151 nt
Organism: Cajanus cajan (pigeon pea)
Lineage: Eukaryota; Viridiplantae; Streptophyta; Magnoliopsida; Fabales; Fabaceae
Gene: CKS
Product: Nucleotide-diphospho-sugar transferases superfamily protein
Cellular component (GO): cytosol
Molecular function (GO): 3-deoxy-manno-octulosonate cytidylyltransferase activity
Source: RefSeq, a predicted model, not a curated record
ACGUCGUCGUUUGGUUCUCCCAACAACGCCAAGACCUGGAUCAUCCAUGGCAUUGUGGCUGGGGUUGCGAUUGCAGCGGCGGUGGGUGCACGCGCCUACAUGACCCGAUUCAACAAGUUUCGGAGUCGGGUCGUCGGUAUCAUACCCGCCCGAUACGCUUCGUCUCGCUUCCAGGGAAAGCCUCUCGUUGAAAUCCUUGGCAAGCCCAUGAUCCAGAGAACAUGGGAAAGGGCAAAGCUGGCUGCUACAUUGGAUCAUGUCGUUGUGGCAACUGAUGACGAAAAGAUUGCUGACUGCUGUCGACAAUUUGGAGCUGAUGUUAUAAUGACAUCAGAAUCCUGCAGAAAUGGUACUGAGCGCUGCAAUGAAGCCCUACAAAAGCUUGGGAAAAAAUAUGAUAUUGUUGUGAACAUUCAGGGUGAUGAGCCACUUGUUGAACCUGAGAUAAUAGAUGGUAUUGUUAAAGCUUUGCAGGCAGCUCCAGAUGCAGUGUUCAGCACUGCAGUCACAUCUUUAAAGCCUGAAGAUGCACAUGAUCCAAAUAGGGUGAAAUGUGUGGUAGAUAAUCGUGGUUAUGCCAUCUAUUUUUCACGAGGAUUAAUCCCGUUCAACAAGUCAGGGAAGGUCAAUCAACAAUUCCCGUAUUUGCUUCAUCUUGGGAUUCAGAGCUAUGAUACGAAGUUUCUGAAGAUAUACCCUGAUCUUCAACCUACUCCAUUGCAACUUGAGGAGGAUUUGGAGCAGCUUAAAGUCCUUGAGAAUGGCUACAAGAUGAAGGUGAUAAAAGUUGAUCAUGAGGCCCAUGGUGUUGACACUCCUGAAGAUGUUGGAAAGAUAGAAUCUUUUAUGCGUGAGAGGAACUUGUCUUGAACUCUCAGAUACAGCAAUGAAACCAUAUGCAAAUCAAUCAUAAAGCACAUUACAUCACAGAUAGAAAAGGGUUUUAUUUAUUUAUUUUCUUUUAGUAUAUAUCUUCUUGUUUUAUUAUGUAUAAUGUAUGUUAUUUUCUUAAUACAGCAAUGUAUUUUAUCAUCAUAGUACUUAUUUUAUUAUUUAUAGUGUAUGUUAUUUUCUUAAUACAGCAAUGUAUGUUAUCAUCAUAGUACUUAUUUUAUUAUUUAUAAUGUAUGUUAUUUUCUUAAUCAUCGGCA